UUGCGAAAAGAAAGGAGGGAAUUUCAAUAUUUUUAUUUUCAUUGAUAUUGUUACCUUAUCUUUUUUUUAUCAGAACAAAUAGAUUAUCAUUACGCGUUAGAUAAGAUUCAUUAAAAUACCUUUUUGAGAUUCAGAAUAAACAAGUAAUCGGUAGAAAUACGUUCGACUCAAUACAAAACUUAUUCAAAACCACAAUUAUUAUUUUGAUGGUAAAAAAUGAAUAGUAGCACUUGGUCGGCACCAGUUCAACGUGGACGAUGGAUUUUAAACACACUUUUUCAUCAAGCUUUAGCCGUCGUGGUUAUAUUCACCAUUUGGAUACCAAUUGAUUAUAAUAUUGUUUUUCAUAAUCAACUUAUUGGGCACAUUAUUUUCUGUACAAUCGGUGUUUUCUUCUUAGCAGAGUCGUUAAUACUUUUCGCUGGAGAUAAUGUUUGGUCACAAGAUUUAGAGAAAAAAUCUCGAUAUUGGAUACAUGGUGUUUUAAUAGCAAUCGGGACUGUUUGUAUUAUUACUGGAAUAUCUAUUGAAAUAAAUAGAACUAAAUUAACCGGGCACUUUGAAUCUGAUCAUGGCAUAAUUGGACUUAUGGCAUUGAUUUUUCUUUCUUUAUCUCUUAUUUUGGGAUUACUGGGUGCAUUUUCAAACACAUUUUCUGGUUAUAUUCGGCCAGUAAUACUUAAAUUUACACACAAUUUGAUUGGAAUUAUCACUUAUACUUUUUGCAUAGCCGCAUUGUGUUUGGGUUAUUACACGGAUCCUUAUAAACAAUUAACCAGCUCAACAACAAGAAAUUCCGCAACUGUUGCAGCUUGUAUAAUUUGCUGUUGGUCGCUGAUAACAUCUUUUAUUUCGGCUUACAAACAAAUACGAAGUAUUGAUAAUUCAAAAAAAGGUUUACCUUUGGAAUUAAUCGGAGUCAAUAGACCAAAAAGUUUAAUUUUUUUGGAUCAACAUCCUGUUGAAAAUGAGGAGGAAAGGAAAACUUUAAGUGGAGAUGAGUGAUAAAAAGGAAAAGAUAACACAAAAGAAAAAACAUUGUGAUAAAAAAAAUUUAAUUUAUUUGAUGACUAACGAAAUGAACAAUCAAUCAAUUUUUAUUGUAUCAGUAUUACAAACUUAAAAAAUUAAAAGAAAAUCAAUUAAAUUUAAGGUAUGAAUCAUACCUUAACAAUUUAUAAGGAGGAAUUUUUCAAUAAAAUUUUUAAACAAAACAUCCACAUCGUUUUUAUUAUUAUUUUCAUUUAAUCAUCGACGUUUUUUAAUAUUUUUUUUUAUAACUAAUAAAUACAGAAAACGGAAGCCUAGUAAUACUUUUAUUCAUGACAUUAUCGUUAAAAGUAGCACAUAUUAAUAUUUUAUAACAUCCAAAAACGUUUAAAACAAACCCGAUAAGAUAACAAAAAGAAUCUUGUUGGGUUUAUUUUAAUUCAUUUUUUUCUAGAUUUUAUUUUAUUCAACACAAUACUUAAAAAAAUUGCUAAAACUCAAAAAAUAAAAACGUUUCUUUGGGUAUUUUUUUUUCUUUCGAUUCUAACUCAGAAUGGCAGUGCAAAAAGUUACAAUUAAUUAAUUAAAUACGCGUAAUGAUUAUUCAAUACAAAUUGUAAAUUAUUAAUUAUAAGGUAAUAAUUAGUUAAAUACAAGGUAAUAAUAACAAUAAUUGACAAGCCCUACAUAGAAAUUGAUCUAUUACAUUAGUCUAAUGGUAGUUUUAGCGACUGAUUUUGAUUUAUUUAUUUAAUUUAAUUAUUAUCAAGGGGGAAGCUAA
This is a messenger RNA of Onthophagus taurus, 1771 nucleotides long. RefSeq lists its product as uncharacterized. The record is from RefSeq and is a predicted model, not a curated record. Gene Ontology annotation, molecular function: transmembrane monodehydroascorbate reductase activity. NCBI's taxonomy places the organism in Eukaryota, Metazoa, Arthropoda, Insecta, Coleoptera, Scarabaeidae.